UGUUUCUAGUUUAGAACAAAAUGGACAUGGACUCUGAAGACCUGAAAACUCUCGCCGCCGAGCAACGCCGGGAACUCAUGGCGGCGCGUGACGUCGAUCUCGACUUUGAUUUCGCUUAUCAACUUCAACUUCAAGAAGCUAUCGAUGUCUCCCUCUCUAUGCAACCCUCCACUUCCACCGCUGCACCACCUACCCCCACCCUACUUCAACCCCAACCGAAUUCCUCUUCAGCGAACGACGGAAUUUCGAAGUUCGCCGACGUGCAAUUUUCGGAAAUCUUGCAACUUGAACGAGAAAUCGAUGAUCGCAGGCUUAGCGAAUUGGAAUUCAGGAUUAUGCGUGAUGACCUUCAGCGUCGAAUUCAUGAUCAUCGUGUUGCUCAAGAGAUUCUUCGUAUGCCGGAGGAUGAGUGGCAGGAUAAUGGAGACAAUUUUGAGCUUCCUUUUGGAGAAGGAACAUCCAAAAGUGAGGAUAAAGAGCUUUUUAGGGUUUAUUUCAAGGGUUUAGUGGAGAAUUUUCCUCCAAAUGUGUUUAUUGGUGGGAUUGGAGUUGCCAUUUGUGAUUCCAGAGAUGAAUUAUUGUUCGAAAUGAGGAAGCCAUUUUUUGGAAAUGCAAUGAAUCGCCAGUGCAUUGAGUUUAAGGCCCUUAUUGAAGGUUUGAAUGCUGCAAUCGCCUUGGAUUUGAGAAGGGUCGUUUUCUAUUGUGAUUACUUUCCUAUAUUCCAGUUUGUUACAGGCAGAUGGUCAGCCAAACAGCGGAAGGUUGCUGCUCUACUAAAUCAAGUGGCUUUGCUUCGACUAAAGUUUUCAUUUUGCCAGCCGUCUCUUGUGCCUCGAAAUGAAAUUAAGUUUGCAUUUAAAUUUGCAAGAGAGGCAAUGACUUCUCAGGUUGAGAAAGUCGCAGAGACAGCUGCUUCAAGGAAUAUGUACGAAACUUGUGCUAUUUGUUUUGAAGAGACUAAUUUUGGUCAGAUUUUCUCGGUUGAUGAUUGUAGACACCGUUAUUGUGUCUCCUGUAUGAAACAACAUGUUGAAGUGAAGCUGCUUCAUGGUAUAGUGCCUAAGUGUCCUCAUGCAGAGUGCAAUUCAGAUUUGAAACUGGAUAGCUGCAGUAACAUUUUGACACCAAAGUUAAUUGAUAUUAUGAAGCAACGCAUCAAGGAAGCUUCUAUCCCUGUAACUGAAAAAGUUUACUGCCCUUACCCAAAGUGCUCGGCACUAAUGUCAAAAUCUGAAGUUUUAGAAUAUACUAAGGGUUCCUUUUUGGGAGCUGAAAGACUUGGAAUCAGUAAAUGUACAAAAUGCAAUGGCCUGUUUUGUGUCAAUUGCAAAGUUCCUUGGCACUACAAUAUCGCGUGCGAUGAGUACAGAAAGAGAAAUCCUAAUCCUCCGGAAGAUCUUAAGUUGAAAACCCUGGCAGAAACGAAUUUGUGGCGCCAAUGUGUAAAGUGCAACCACAUGAUUGAACUUGCAGCAGGGUGCUACCACAUAACUUGCAGAUGUGGGUAUGAAUUUUGUUAUACAUGCGGAGCACCGUGGGUGGACAAGAAAGCAACUUGCUCCUGUAAGCUUUGGGAUGAGGACAACAUUUUAGAUGACGAUAACGAUGACGAUGACGAUGACAAUGACGAUGAUGAUUAUGAAACUGAUUAUGAAACCGAUUAUGAUGAUUACUACUUCUGA
Messenger RNA from Solanum verrucosum, 1682 nucleotides. RefSeq names its product E3 ubiquitin-protein ligase RSL1. The transcript has 3 exons. NCBI's taxonomy places the organism in Eukaryota, Viridiplantae, Streptophyta, Magnoliopsida, Solanales, Solanaceae. The coding region runs from base 21 to 1682 and encodes 553 amino acids. Gene Ontology annotation, molecular function: RNA-DNA hybrid ribonuclease activity; ubiquitin conjugating enzyme binding; zinc ion binding. Gene Ontology annotation, biological process: positive regulation of proteasomal ubiquitin-dependent protein catabolic process; protein polyubiquitination; ubiquitin-dependent protein catabolic process. The record is from RefSeq and is a predicted model, not a curated record. Gene Ontology annotation, cellular component: cytoplasm; ubiquitin ligase complex.